AUGAACUCUUGGGACGUGAGCUUGGCUUGCCUGCUGGUGGGAAUGAUUGCUGUUUCGCUGCUGUCCAACGUGGUGGUGCUGAUCUGUUUCCUCUACAGCCCUGACAUCCGCAAGCAAGUGCCAGGGCUCUUCAUCCUUAACUUGACCUGCUGCAACUUGUUGAUGACCGUGGUCAAUAUGCCCUUGACCUUGGCCGGGAUGCUUAAUAAACAGCAGCCAGGAGGAGACAGACUCUGUCACAUCGUGGGCUUCCUAGAAACCUUCCUGACCACUAACUCCAUGCUGAGCAUGGCCGCCCUCAGCAUAGACCGCUGGGUCGCCGUGGUCUUCCCUCUGAGCUACCACUCCAAGAUGCGCUACAAGGACGCUGCCCUCAUAGUGGGCUACACGUGGCUGCACUCCAUCUCCUUCCCCAUUGCCGCUCUCUCCUUGUCCUGGCUGGGCUUCCAUCACCUCUAUGCCUCCUGCACCCUGUACAGUAAGAGGCAUGAGGAGCGGGUUCCUUUUAGUGUUUUCACUGGGGUUUUCCACGCCCUCAGCUUCCUCCUCUCCUUUGUCGUGCUGUGUUUCACGUACCUCAAGGUGCUCAAGGUGGCCCGAUUCCAUUGUAAGCGCAUUGAUGUGAUCACCAUGCAGACCCUGGUAUUGCUCGUGGACAUACACCCCAGUGUGAGAGAACGCUGCCUAGAGGAACAGAAGAGACGGAGACAACGGGCCACCAAGAAAAUCAGCACCUUCAUUGGGACGUUUCUGCUUUGCUUUGCACCAUAUGUAAUUACAAGGCUGGUAGAAUUAUCCUACGUUGGCCCCAUCAGUUAUCACUGGGGAGUCUUGUCCAAGUGUUUGGCUUACAGCAAAGCGGCAUCAGACCCCUUCGUGUACUCUUUAUUAAGGCAUCAGUACAAGAAGUGCUGGAAGGACAUACUGAACAGGAUUCUCAAAAGAGGUUCCAUCAAUUCCUCAGGCCUCACAGGGGACUCACACAGUCAAAACAUUUUGCAAAUCACAGAAUGA
Messenger RNA from Vombatus ursinus (common wombat), 1014 nucleotides. RefSeq names its product G protein-coupled receptor 26 (gene GPR26). The record is from RefSeq and is a predicted model, not a curated record. Gene Ontology annotation, biological process: adenylate cyclase-activating G protein-coupled receptor signaling pathway. Bases 1 to 1014 code for a protein of 337 amino acids. Gene Ontology annotation, cellular component: membrane. Gene Ontology annotation, molecular function: G protein-coupled receptor activity. The transcript is spliced from 3 exons. Lineage: Eukaryota; Metazoa; Chordata; Mammalia; Diprotodontia; Vombatidae.